Bufo gargarizans (Asiatic toad) is the source of this 7023-nucleotide messenger RNA. RefSeq names its product myosin-1B-like. Gene Ontology annotation, molecular function: actin filament binding; ATP binding; cytoskeletal motor activity. The transcript is spliced from 39 exons. Gene Ontology annotation, cellular component: myosin complex. The record is from RefSeq and is a predicted model, not a curated record. NCBI's taxonomy places the organism in Eukaryota, Metazoa, Chordata, Amphibia, Anura, Bufonidae. The coding region runs from base 1 to 7023 and encodes 2340 amino acids.
AUGAGUGGAGACCAUGUUAUGCAGAUUUUCGGGGACGCAGCACAAUACCUGCGCAAGUCUGAGAAGGAGAGGAUCGAGGCACAAAAUCAACCCUUUGAUGCCAAGACGUUUGUCUAUGUUACGGACAGUAAGAAUCUGUACGUGAAGGGGGUUAUCCAGAGUAAAGACGGGAAAAGUGCCACCGUGCAGACAGAUGGGGGAAGCGUUGUCACUGUCAAAGAAGAUGAUGUCUUCCCAAGAAAUCCACCCAAGUUUGACAAGAUUGAAGACAUGGCGUUACUCACUUACCUCAACGAGCCGUCCGUUCUCUUCAACCUCAAGGAACGCUAUGCCGCUUGGAUGAUCUACACGUAUUCUGGAUUGUUCUGUGUGACGGUCAACCCCUAUAAGUGGCUGCCUGUGUACAACCCUGAGGUGGUCAACGCUUACCGAGGCAAGAAGCGUAUGGAAACCCCACCACACAUCUUCUCCAUCUCUGAUAAUGCCUAUCAGUUCAUGUUGACUGAUCGAGAGAACCAAUCUAUCCUUAUCACUGGAGAAUCGGGUGCAGGAAAAACUGUCAACACCAAACGGGUCAUCCAGUAUUUUGCAACAAUUGCCGCUACUGGGGAUUCUGGGAAAAAGAAAGAAGCCGUCUCUGCAAACAAGAUGAAGGGGACUCUGGAGGAUCAGAUCAUCCAGGCUAACCCUCUCCUGGAGGCCUUCGGGAAUGCCAAGACCGUCAGGAAUGACAACUCCUCUCGCUUUGGGAAAUUCAUCCGAAUCCACUUUGGGGCCACCGGAAAACUGUCCUCCGCAGACAUCGAAACAUACUUGCUAGAGAAGUCCAGAGUGACGUUCCAGCUUCCCAGUGAGCGCAGCUACCAUAUAUUUUACCAGAUCCAGUCCAACAAGAAGCCUGAGAUUGUAGAAAUGCUGCUGAUUACCACCAAUCCCUAUGAUUAUCAUUAUACAAGUAUGGGGGAAAUCUCUGUGAAGAGUAUAGACGAUGAAGCAGAACUCAUAGCAACGGACGAAGCCAUAGACAUCCUUGGCUUCAACCAAGAAGAGAAAAUGGGGAUCUACAAGUUGACAGGUGCUGUCAUGCACUACGGCAACAUGAAGUUCAAGCAGAAGCCUCGUGAGGAACAAGCAGAGCCUGAUGGCACAGAAGAUGCAGAUAAAGCAUCUUACUUGAUGGGUCUCAAUUCCUCGGAUCUGGUCAAAUCUCUCUGUAAUCCAAGAGUUAAAGUUGGAAAUGAGUUUGUGACAAAAAGCCAAAAUAUACAGCAGGUCAACAACUCGAUUGGAGCUCUAGCCAGGUCGGUUUUUGAGAAACUUUUCCUUUGGAUGGUGAUUCGUACCAACCAGCAGCUUGACACAAAGCAAUCUAGGCAGUAUUUCAUUGGGGUCUUAGAUAUUGCUGGAUUUGAGAUCUUUGAUUUCAACACUUUUGAACAACUUUGCAUCAACUUCACCAAUGAGAAGCUGCAGCAGUUCUUCAACCACCACAUGUUUGUACUGGAGCAGGAGGAGUACAAGAAGGAGGGGAUUGAGUGGGAGUUCAUUGACUUCGGCAUGGACUUGGCUGCCUGCAUCCAACUUAUCGAGAAGCCGAUGGGAAUCUUUUCAAUCCUCGAAGAGGAGUGUAUGUUUCCGAAAGCUUCCGAUACUACCUUCAAGAACAAACUCUAUGACCAACAUCUUGGGAAGUCACCUAAUUUCCAAAAGCCUAAACCAGGCAAAGGGAAAGGGGAAGCUCACUUUUCUCUGGUGCAUUAUGCCGGCACUGUAGACUAUAAUAUCACCGGUUGGCUGGAGAAGAACAAGGACCCCCUGAACGAGACCGUGGUGGGACUGUAUCAGAAGUCUUCUGUCAAGCUUCUCGCCAAUCUCUUUUCCACUUUUUCCUCUACUGAAGAAGCCGGUAAAGGAGGGAGUAAGAAGAAGGGGUCUUCUUUCCAGACUAUGUCCGCAUUGUUCAGGGAAAAUCUGAACAAGCUGAUGUCGAACCUGAAGACCACUCAUCCACACUUUGUCCGCUGUCUAAUCCCUAAUGAGAGCAAGACACCAGGUGAGAUGGAUAACCACCUCGUCAUCCACCAGCUGCGGUGCAAUGGUGUACUGGAAGGAAUACGAAUUUGUCGAAAGGGAUUUCCGAGCAGAAUUCUCUAUGGGGACUUUAAGCAAAGGUACAAGGUCCUGAACGCCAGCGCCAUCCCUGACGGGCAGUUUAUUGACAGCAAGAAGGCCUGUGAGAAGCUUCUCGGCUCCAUUGAUAUCGAUCACAGCCAGUAUAAAUUUGGCCACACAAAGGUCUUCUUCAAAGCGGGUCUUCUAGGUAUUCUGGAGGAGAUGAGAGACGACCGCCUGGCCCAGCUGAUCACGCGCACUCAGGCCAUCUGCAGAGGAUACCUCAUGAGGGAGGAAUUCAAGAAAAUGCUGCAGAGAAGAGACUCCAUCACAACAAUUCAGUACAAUGUCCGCUCCUUCAUGAACGUCAAGCACUGGCCAUGGAUGAAAUUGUUCUUCAAGAUCAAGCCGCUCCUGAAGAGUGCCGAGACUGAGAAAGAACUGCAGACCCUGAAAGAAGAAGUGCAGAAGAUCAAGGAGGAACUGACCAAGUCAGAGGUUCGAAGGAAACAGGUGGAGGAGAAACUGGUGUCGCUGACACAAGAGAAGAAUGACCUUCUACUCCAAGCCCAUUCGGAAAAUCAGAAUUUGGCUGAUGCAGAAGAAAGAUGUGAUGAGCUAAUCAAGACCAAGAUCCAAUUGGAGGCAAAAGUGAAGGAACUGAUGGACAGAAUGGAAGAUGAAGAGGAGAUGACUUCUGACCUCACAACCAAGAAGAGGAAACUAGAAGAUGAGACCAGGGAGCUGAAGAAGGACCUUGAUGACCUGGAACUGACCUUGGCCAAAGUGGAGAAGGAGAAACAUGCCACAGAAAAUAAGGUGAAGAAUCUGACUGAGGAGAUGGCUGCAUUAGAAGAGGCAAUUGUGAAAGUAAACAAAGAAAAGAAAGCCAUCCAAGAGGCUCACCAGCAGACAUUGGAUGACCUACAGGCAGAAGAAGACAAGGUCAACAGUCUUACAAAGAUGAAGAUGAAACUGGAGCAACAAGUGGACGAACUGGAAUCUGCACUCGAGCAGGAGAAGAAAGUCCGUGCUGACCUGGAGAGAACUAAAAGAAAACUGGAGGGGGAUUUGAAGCUCAGCCAGGAUACCAUAAUGGACCUUGAGAAUGAUAAAGUCAACUCAGAGGAAAAACUUAAAAAAAAGGAUUUUGAAGUUGCUGAGAUACAGAGAAGAAUUGAAGACGAACAGAUGACCAAUGUUCUACUGCAAAAGAAGAUUAAGGAACUACAGGCUAGUAAUGAAGAACUACAUGAAGAAAUCGAGUCAGAACGGGCAGCUCGGGCCAAAGUAGAGAAGCAGCGGGCAGAAUUGUCUAGGGAGUUAGAAGACAUCAACGAAAGACUGGAAGAAGCUGGAGGAGCAAGUGCCGUUCAAGUCGAAAUGAACAAGAAGAGGGAGGCAGAAUUCCACAAACUGCGUAGAGAUCUAGAAGAAGCCACCUUACAGCAUGAAUCUGUUGUGGCCACCAUGAGGAAAAAGCAGGCUGACAGCAUGGCUGAACUUGGAGAGCAAAUCGAAAAUCUUCAACGGAUCAAGCAAAAAUUGGAGAAAGAGAAGACUGAGCUCAGGAUGGAAACAGAUGACUUGGCAGGAAACAUGGAGUCUGUCUCUAAAUCCAAGGCUAAUUUAGAAAAGAUGUGCCGGCUGUUAGAGGACCAACUUUCUGAAAUGAAGACUCAACAUGACGACAACGUCCGUCUUAUCAAUGACCUCACCACUCAAAAGACUCGCCUACAGAAUGAACAUGGGGAAUUAUCUCAUUUAGUGGAAGAAAAAGAAGCUUUUAUUUCUCAACUAAGCAGAGCCAAAACGGCCUUUACGCAACAGGUCGAAGACUUCAGAAGAGUCCUUGAAGAAGAAACCAAGGCUAAAAACGCCCUUGCCCAUGCUCUUCAGUCUGCUCGCCACGACUGUGAUCUUCUACGUGAACAGUUUGAUGAGGAACAAGAAGCUAAAGCCGAGCUUCAACACAUGUUGUCCAAAGCCAACAAUGAAACUGCAACCUGGAGGACUAAGUAUGAGACAGACGCCAUUCAACGGACUGAGGAACUUGAAGAAGCCAAGAAGAAACUAGCUCAACGUCUUCAGGAAGCUGAGGAGCACGUCGAAGCCAUGAACUCCAAGUGUUCUUCUCUGGAGAAAACUAAGCAGAGACUACAGAUGGAAGUAGACGACUUAAUGAUGGACGUAGAGAGGUCAAACACAGCGGCUGCUGCUCUGGAUAAGAAACAAAGGAGCUUUGACAAGGUUAUAGGGGAAUGGAAACAGAAGUGUGAAGAGUACCAGACUGACCUGGAGAUCUCCCAAAAAGAAUCAAGGACUAUGAGCACAGAACUCUUUAAGAUGAGGAACACAUAUGAAGUCACCUUGGAUCAACUUGAGACAAUUAAACGCGAGAACAAAAUUCUCCAGCAGGAGAUGUCAGACCUGACCGAUCAAAUUAGUGAGACUACGAAGAGUGUUAGCGAGCUGGAAAAAGCCAGAAAGCAGGUGGAGCAGGAGAAAGCCGACUUGCUCUCUACUUUAGAGGAGACCGAGGGAAGUCUGGAGCAUGAAGGAGCAAAAAUUCUUCGUAUCCAACUGGAGCUGAACCAGGUGAGGUCAGACGUGGACAGGAAAUUAGCUGAGAAGGAGGAGGAGAUUGACCAGCUGAAACACAGCAGUCAGAGGACAAUAGAUGCCUUGAAUGCAACUCUUGAGUCUGAAGUAAGGAGCAGGAAUGAUGCUAUGAGGGCUAAGAAGAAAAUGGAAGGAGACUUGAAUGAGAUGGAGAUGCAGCUUAGUCACGCCAACCAGGUGGUGGCUGAGAGCCAGAAACAGCUGAAGAACCUACAGACAGAGAUCAAGGGAGCCCAAAUACAACUUGAUGAGUUGGCCCAUGCCAAUGAUGAUCUAAAAGAGCACUUCAGUGUGAUGGAGCGAAGGAAUCUCUUGCAGCAGACAGAAAUUGUAGAGCUACAGACAACCCUAGAGCAGACUGAGAAAGUUCGAAAAUUGGCUGAACAAGAACUUCUGGAUGUUACUGAGAGAGUCCAGCUUCUACACAGUCAGAACACUGGUCUACUCAAUGCCAAGAAGAAGCUGGAAAGUGAUGCAGCGCAGCUCCAGUCUGAAGUUGAAGAUGCUGUCCAAGCAUUGCGGAAUGCAGAAGAAAAAGCUAAGAAGGCAAUCACAGAUGCCGCCAUGAUGGCCGAAGAACUAAAAAAAGAGCAGGACACCAGUGCCCACUUGGAGAGGAUGAAAAAGAACAUGGAGCAGUCGGUGAAGGACCUUCAAAAUCGUCUUGAUGAAGCCGAGCAGCUGGCUUUGAAGGGUGGAAAGAAACAACUUCAGAAACUGGAGGCCAGGGUCCGGGAACUGGAAAAUGAGUUGGACGCCGAGCAGAAGCAAAGUGCAGAGAACACGAAAACUUACAGGAAAGUGGAACGGAAACUUAAAGAAGUGGCCUAUCAGUCAGAAGAAGACAAGAAGAAUGUCCUGAGACUUCAAGACCUGGUCGAUAAGCUACAGGCUAAAGUCAAGUCGUACAAGAGGCAGAUGGAGGAACAGGAGGAACAAACCAAUGUUUAUCUGGCAAAACUGAGGACCCUUCAGCACGAGCUGGACGAGGCCGAGGAGCGAGCAGACAUUGCUGAAUCCCAGCUCAACAAGCUCCGAGCAAAGAGCCGUGACUUUUCUACCAAGGUAUUGAUCACGACUUGUCGUCAGCUCACACACAACAUUCUAGCUCCACCCCUCACCUCUAACAGCCCAGCUCCACCCCUCACCUCUAACAGCCCAGCUCCACCCCUCACCUCUAACAACCUAGCUCCACCCCUCACCUCUAACAGCCCAGCUCCGCCCCUCACCUCUAACAGCCCAGCUCCGCCCCUCACCUCUAACAGGCCAGCUCCACCCCUCACCUCUAAUAGGCCAGCUCCACCCCUCACCUCUAACAGCCCAGCUCCACCCCUCACCUCUAACAGCCCAGCUCCACCCUUCACCUCUAACAGCCCAGCUCCGCCCCUCACCUCUAACAGCCCAGCUCCACCCCUCACCUCUAACAGCCCAGCUCCGCCCCUCACCUCUAACAGCCCAGCUCCGCCCCUCACCUCUAACAGCCCAGCUCCACCCUUCACCUCUAACAGCCCAUCUCCGCCCCUCACCUCUAACAGCCCAUCUCCGCCCCUCACCUCUAACAGCCCAUCUCUGCCCCUCACCUCUAACAGCCCAUCUCCGCCCCUCACCUCUAACAGCCCAUCUCCGCCCCUCACCUCUAACAGCCCAUCUCCGCCCCUCACCUCUAACAGCCCAUCUCCGCCCUUCAACUCUAACAGCCCAGCUCCACCCCUCACCUCUAACAGCCCAGCUCCGCCCCUCACCUCUAACAGCCCAGCUCCGCCCCUCACCUCUAACAGCCCAGCUCCACCCCUCACCUCUAACAGCCCAUCUCCGCCCCUCACCUCUAACAGCCCAUCUCCGCCCCUCACCUCUAACAGCCCAUCUCCGCCCCUCACCUCUAACAGCCCAUCUCCGCCCCUCACCUCUAACAGCCCAUCUCCGCACUUCACCUCUAACAGCCCAUCUCCGCCCUUCACCUCUAACAGCCCAGCUCCACCCCUCACCUCUAACAGCCCAGCUCCACCCUUCACCUCUAACAGCCCAGCUCCACCCCUCACCUCUAACAGCACAGCUCCACCCCUCACCUCUAACAGCACAGCUCCACCCCUCACCUCUAACAGCCCAGCUCCGCCCCUCACCUCUAACAGCACAGCUCCACCCUUCACCUCUAAAAGCCAAUCUCCGCCCCUCACCUCUAACAGCCCAGCUCCGCCCCUGUUGCUGGGUUGCUGGAUAUAUCUCUUACAGCCCCAUAAAGCUGAGUGGAGCAGUGGACACACAUGCUUGAUCACCACUCCAUUCAGAUGA